Messenger RNA from Trametes versicolor FP-101664 SS1, 594 nucleotides. RefSeq lists its product as uncharacterized. The coding region runs from base 1 to 594 and encodes 197 amino acids. Lineage: Eukaryota; Fungi; Basidiomycota; Agaricomycetes; Polyporales; Polyporaceae. The transcript has a single exon. The record is from RefSeq and is a predicted model, not a curated record.
AUGGCCCGGCCCAGACUCCCCACACCCGUCCCGCUACUCGUCUGGAGGCCCAAGCUGCGCCCGGCGCCGCCGGCCCCCGACAACCACUUUAUCGUGGCGGCACAGCCGCAAGUCAUCCUGCAGCUCAACCUCUGCGUCCACCUCACCCUCAUACCAAACUACAGCUUCCUACCACGCAAUGAGGAGGUAGAAGUUGACCCCAACCUCGUGAGGCACACGGCCCUGACCAUUGUUGGGCCGAUCGUCGACAUACGAGAGCUGGGGGCGGGGCACCUCUCGAUCACGAUAGAAAACCUCUUCCAAGGCUCAGACGUUGUGCACGCCUUCCUAAAAGUCAUCCCCGAAAGCGGGGUAAUGGUGGACAAGGGCAUAGGGAGAGCCCUCACCGCCAGACUCGAAACCCUCAUCCUCAUGGCGGAACUGGAGGGGUGCGAGGUACACGACCUCAACAGACGGAACCCGGCGAACCGUGGACCCCAAGUGCGCUACACGGCGGAAGACCUCACGCCACGACCCGCCCUCCGACCCCUGCAGCCCGAGGCGCAGAAGGGAAACCCCCACGCCGCUCCCGUAUGGCCCCCUCGCCAUCGCUGA